AUGAGCGGGAGAGUGCACGAAGCAUUUUCUCUUCCACUCCUGUUCGAACCCGGUAGUAGUUGGGUUUAUGGCGCGGGCCUCGACUGGGCUGGAAGUUUGAUCGAGAGAGUGAGCGGCAAGACUUUGAGCAUUUACAUGGACGAAAAUAUUUUCAAACCUCUCGGCCUGAGACGAUCAACCUUCCACCUGCGGCAGCGACCAGACAUUGAGAAGGACGCCGCCCAGAUGUGGCUUCGCAAUCACAUAGGAGAGCUGGUACCUAUCUCAUCACCGUACCCAGUUGAUGCGCAAGAUGAUUCUGGCGGCAUGGGUUUGAUAACCUCUAGCUCUGAUUUUGCAUCGGUUUUGAGGGACCUUCUGCGUGAUACACCGCUACUCCUGAAAGCAGAGACGGUGGAAACCAUGUUCAUUCCGCAGUUCCAGCACGGAUCACCUAUGUACGAUGGCUUACUCAAGCAAAAGUCACUGCAUGAACAGUUGACUGGGGAUAGCUCGGGAUAUCCUCAGGUCGCAUUUGGUCUAGGGGGUCUUGUUACCCAAGGGACCGUGCCUAACUUGCCCGCAAAGACCUUGACUUGGAAUGGCAUGCCCAAUAUUGGAUGGUUCAUUAAUCGCGAGCAGCGAAUGGGAGCCAUAUUUGUUACCCAAUUGUUGCCUCCAGGUGACCCCAAGAGUGUCGGCAUCCUAGGCGAGUUCUGGAGAGAGCUUUGGGCCCGACAUGCGGACUUUGAGGCGCCUUCUUGA
Molecule: messenger RNA, 744 nt
Organism: Colletotrichum siamense
Lineage: Eukaryota; Fungi; Ascomycota; Sordariomycetes; Glomerellales; Glomerellaceae
Gene: mlcH-1
Product: Acyltransferase mlcH
Exons: 2
Coding region: 1-744 (247 amino acids)
Source: RefSeq, a predicted model, not a curated record